Molecule: messenger RNA, 2364 nt
Organism: Salvelinus sp. IW2-2015
Lineage: Eukaryota; Metazoa; Chordata; Actinopteri; Salmoniformes; Salmonidae
Source: RefSeq, a predicted model, not a curated record
UUUUAUCUUCAAAUGGGUAUAGAAUASAUUUUAGUGUCAACUAAUGGCCUUUUACCCUAUUCGAAUGAGCUUUCAUGUCAUUAUUAUGUGUUGGGACAGCCUUUGGGACCUAAAAUUMAGUGAAUAUGAACAUAGUGUUAACUGGGGAAUAUCAUUUUUCCAAGUGGUGUCCCCUGCAUUUUCUAGUGUCAAUUUGGGGUUGUGUGCAAAAAAGGUUUGGAAACCCCUGUGCUAAACAGCUGGCAUUCACACAUUAAGUAGUUCCCUUUUGAUAUGUCCUUGCUUAAAAGUGCUAGCUAGUAGUGCCAGAGUGGUGUAAAACCAAGAGACUCAACUGACUGAAUUGUUGUCGGUCUGUUUUCCUCGUUGAGUCUUUSGGUUUCAAACCUCUCUGGCGCUAGCAUGCACUGGCUUGCACGGAAGUGACACAAUUAUGGGUCAGCGGCUAAUGAAGUGUCUAUUAGAGUCAUCGGGAUGAUGAAUGUCUUUUGGCCUCAUCUCCUCUCACCAGUGGCCUUUGGGAGGUGGCACCAGGAGUUUGCCCGGGCAGAUUGCGGGCACAGACUGGUGCAGAGGUGGCACUACCUGCUGGAGUGGAGGAGACUGCAGGAGGCGUUUACAUCCUGGAACCGCAGGGUCCUGAUCAGGAGAGGGGCCCUAGAGAUACAGGAGAGAAGGCAACGGGCACAGCUCUCACACAUCCUGUGUGGCUGGCGGGGUGUGGUCGAGCGCAGGGCGGCGUGUGUGUGUUACUGCAGCGAGAGGAAUGAUCGGAUGGCCGCACACACCCUGCAGAGCUGGAGGAGAGCCACAGCGCUACGGUCCCUACACACACACCUCCUUACACACCUGCUGGAGAGGAGAAGGACACAGGCGCUGACCCUAGGGACACUGACAGGGAAUAUGAGGCAGAGUGAGGCGGUGACGCCAAGGUUGUAUGGUGGUGCCAGGCUCAUCACGUUGGAGGAGUUGUGUGACAACCUGCAGCUCCAGACAAGCCUUCACUCCUGGAGGAGGGAGAGGAGCAAGCUCCAGCUAGCCAGACUGUACUGUGUGGCCCGGGCGAGGGAGCAGGUGAGAUUGGCGCUGCAGCGUUGGCAUGAGCUGGCAUGGGAUUCCCAGGCCUGCAGGGUGCACAGGUUCAGGACUAGACUGGCAGCGCUGGAAUCCUCUUCCUCUGGGUUCGGCAGCACCUCUCCCCUCUCCCUGAAGCUUGCUGUGGCAGAGCAUAACAUCAGCACGGAGCUCAGCGAUUUGUCAAACAGCUCCUCUUCAGCACAGAUGGACAGAGGACGCCCCCUACUGGCCUCAUCCCCAUUGGAAAGUCUCAAGGCCUGCUUCCAGGUCGAGAACCAUGUUGAUUUUGCAGAGGGUGACCAAACUUUCUGUCUCUCGCAUCAAAGUCUCCCAGAUCACAAGAGCUCACCCAGAUUAAAGGGUGUCAUGGGGAGUGUGGUGGGCCGGAUGCUACGUCCCUCCCUCAGUGUGGCCUUCUCUCAGUGGAGGGACUAUGUCAGAGUCGGCAGGGAGCAGCGACGCCUCAUGGGCCUGGUGGCAGACGUCCACAGACGGGCAAUGCUUGGCACCGCCCUCAGCCUGUGGAGGAGACACACCCAGAGCCUCAGCACCGCAGCCAUACACAUGGAAACUGCAAUUCUGACUUCCUCUGUGGCUCACUGGAGAAGGGUAGUCGCUCACCAAAGGUCAAAGGUCACCCUGCAGAGGAUGGCCGACGACUUCCACACCACAGCAGUCCUCAGGAGCGGCUUCUUAACAUGGGAGAAAAAGCGGGUGUUGAUUAGAGUAAGACCAGACCCGGAGGCCCGGGCCCAGCUGGUGAGGAGGGCAGUGUGGCUGCGGAGGAGAGGAGAGAGACAGAGGACCCACAGCGCCUUCACCCUCUGGACAGCACGCCUCAGACAAAGCCAGGCCYUCACCGCCUUCUACACACACACCACGCUCACCAGGGUGUUUACGGCGUGGGAGCAAUGUGUCCACUCCCAGAYGGAGAUGAGCGCUCUAGCCCGGGCCCACCUCCACCAGAGGCUGCUUGGCCAAGCCCUGGCCCACUGGAGGGGGUCUGCCACCCGCAGCCUGGAGUUCCGCAGGAGAGGCCAGGAGAGACUGGCGCUGGGGGCCAGAGAGAGUCUGCAGCGCUGGAGAGAUCAUACCCACAGGAUGUGUGAGCUGAGACAGCUACUGGGUCAGUAUGUGGAGAGUGAGASAAGGGCAGCGAAGAGGAGAGCUCUACACACCUGGGUCCAGGCCACUGUGAAUGUCAGGAAAGCCCAAGACUUACACCAGCAGGCUUUCAUGAGCAGGUCAGUAGCAGUUGGMGACAUGUUCAAUCUGCAAUGUAACUGA